AUGAUCCUCACGGGCUAUGCGGCCUUGAACAAGCUCUUGGGCAAGAACGUCUACUCCUCUCAGGACCAGCUGGGAGGACCCCAGAUCAUGGUUCCCAACGGUGUCACGCAUCAGGCCGGCGCAGGACCGGAAGCCUUUUUGGUAAAUUUCUGGGGCGGAAUGGUUUAG
Molecule: messenger RNA, 168 nt
Organism: Symbiodinium sp. CCMP2456
Lineage: Eukaryota; Dinophyceae; Suessiales; Symbiodiniaceae
Source: the annotation of a GenBank genome assembly